Messenger RNA from Penicillium brasilianum, 7403 nucleotides. The record is from the annotation of a GenBank genome assembly. Lineage: Eukaryota; Fungi; Ascomycota; Eurotiomycetes; Eurotiales; Aspergillaceae.
UAUAGCUUGAAUAACGCCAGGAGUUAGUUAUAUAGGUUUACCAAUGCUGCUAAGAUAAUGGCACCCUAAAACGUCACGGUGGAGAACGGACGAUCCGCUCCGCAGUCCCCGCGGGGAGAUGGAGAUUGUGGCGCCGCAGGUUGCUGUACCGGGGAUUUAACGGCAAUUAUCACCGUCACGCCAGCCUGAGCAUUCUCGGAUUUCUUGGUUCGUUGGACCCCAAAGGACAGACCUGAUGACUCGGAACCCCUUCGGAAACCCCCUCAAGGCGCCUACCGUUUCAUCGCAGUGUGUCAGGCAGUAACAACCGAAGGCCUCUGGUGUCUCUCCACAUCCCUUCGACCUUCGCCAGUCGCCCACUCCCUAUCCACUCUUCCUCUCGCUUCCUUCUUCUUCUCUCUUUCUUUCCUCUCUACCCCUGGCGCUACGUCUUCCUCCGAUGUGCCUGCUUCUCGUCUGAUCGUCCCGUGCGACACUGUCAGCCAUGAGUGUCCCGCUACCCUUGCGGUCGGCACUGGGACCGUGUCUCGCAGGUCCCAGUGCACGCGCGGGGAAGUUCUUCCUGUCGACGCAGUCCGUCUCUCAAAUUCGCCGGUUUACUUUCCUCACCUCUUCGCAGAAGAGACGCUCGCUUCCUCGACUCCAACCCCAAUGGCCUCGUAUCUCCAAGAGAACUGCUACAACUACUCCUCCGACUUCGGAGCUUGUCGCGGCUACACCCUACUCCGCGUUGACUGUGGGUGUGCCUCGCGAGAUAGCUCCGAAUGAGCGCCGUGUGGCUAUUACACCACAGAAUGUUACCUUGCUGCUGAAAAAGGGCUUCUCGCGCGUGCUCAUCGAACGAGGAGCCGGCGAGGGCGCCCAAUUACUCGACCAUGCCUAUGAAAAAGCCGGUGCGACAAUUGUCGAUCGGGACACGAUCUAUUCCGACAGUGACAUUGUCCUCAAAGUCCGAGGUCCGCAAAUUGACGGGCCUUUCAAUGAGGUUCAGGCACUUCGCAAAGGCUCCACGGUAAUCUCGUUCUUGUACCCGGCUCAGAAUAAGUCCGUCGUGGAUGCGCUUGCCGCGCGCGGAGUCACCGCGUUUGCGAUGGACCGGAUCCCCCGAAUUUCUCGCGCCCAGGUGUUUGACGCCCUGAGUUCGAUGGCCAAUAUUGCUGGAUAUAAGGCUGUUCUAGAAGCAUCGAAUCAUUUUGGUCGCUUCUUGACUGGCCAGGUGACUGCUGCUGGAAAAAUCCCCCCGAGUAAAGUUCUCGUCAUCGGAGCGGGCGUGGCCGGUUUGAGUGCCAUAGCCUCGGCCCGGCGGAUGGGCGCGAUUGUUCGUGGCUUCGAUACUCGACCCGCUGUCCGUGAACAGGUUCAAUCUCUCGGUGCUGAAUUCGUCGAAGUCGAUUUUCAGGAAGAUGGAGCUGGGCAGGGCGGUUACGCCAAGGAGAUGUCCAAGGAGUUCAUCGAGGCCGAGAUGAAGUUAUUCAUGGAGCAGGCUCGCGAGGUCGAUAUUAUUAUCACCACGGCAUUGAUUCCCGGAAGGCCUGCUCCCAAACUGAUCACCAAAGAAAUGGUGGCUGCGAUGAAACCCGGCUCGGUCAUUGUGGAUCUUGCGGCUGAGGCUGGUGGAAAUUGUGAGGCAACUAUUCCCGGAGAGCUAGCUAGCUACAAGGAUGUCACCAUCAUUGGCUACACUGAUCUGCCGUCUCGCCUGCCCACUCAAUCCUCGACCUUGUACUCGAAUAACAUUGUGAAGUUGCUGCUGUCCAUGGCCCCCGAGGACAACUCCUUUGGCAUUGAUUUCAAUGACGAGGUAGUCCGGGGGUCCAUCGUGACUCUGGAUGGCGAAGUCGUUCCUCCAGCUGCACCACCCACUCCACCUCCAACCCCGAAGCCGGAAGCUCAAGUGGCGGCUGCUAAGAAGGAAGAAGUGCUUGCUUUGACUCCUUGGCAGAAGGUCACUCGAGAUGUCACCUUGGUCACCGGUGCCAUGGGCACAACACUCGCUCUUGGCAAGGCCGCUGGGCCUAUCUUCAUGAGCAACAUGAUGACCUUUGGUCUGGCUGGUCUGGUUGGAUAUCGCGCUGUCUGGGGUGUUGCUCCGGCUCUUCACUCGCCUCUCAUGAGUGUCACCAAUGCUAUUUCGGGCAUGGUCGGUAUCGGCGGUCUUUUCAUCAUGGGCGGAGGCUAUACCCCCACCACUCUCCCAGAGUAUCUCGGUGCUGCUUCCGUACUGUUGGCGUUUGUCAAUGUGUCCGGUGGCUUCGUGGUGACCAAGCGCAUGCUGGAUAUGUUCAAGCGGCCAACCGAUCCCCCCGAGUAUCCCUGGCUGUAUGCUAUUCCCGGUGUCGUGUUCGGUGGAGGUUUCCUCGCCGCUGCCAGCACGGGCAUGUCUGGUCUAGUUCAGGCCGGAUAUCUUGUUAGCACAAUAUUGUGUAUGAGCUCGAUCUCGGGGCUUGCCUCCCAGCAAACUGCCCGACGUGGAAACAUCUUUGGUAUUUUGGGUGUCGUCUCUGGUAUUUUGGCUUCGCUGGCUGCCGUGGGCUUUGAUACCGAGACACUCACGCAGUUUGCUGUUGUGGCGGGUACUGGUGCACUCGUUGGAGGACUGAUUGGUCGGCGCAUUACCCCUACCGGUCUUCCUCAGACCGUUGCCGCUCUGCACUCCGUGGUCGGUCUUGCAGCCGUCCUUACUAGCAUCGGCAGUGUCAUGGUUGAUAUUGGUGACAUCUCGACUCUUCACUUGGUGACCGCGUAUAUGGGUGUCCUCAUUGGUGGUGUCACCUUUACCGGCUCGAUCGUCGCUUUCAUGAAGCUUGCUGGCCGCAUGUCUUCUAGUCCAAAGAUUCUGCCUGGCCGACAUGUCAUCAACUCGACGCUGCUGGGUAGCAAUAUGGCUACCAUGGGAGCAUUUAUUACCAUGGCGCCGGGAAACCCAGGAAUUGCAGCUGCCUGCCUGGGUACAAGCACUGUUCUCAGUUUCCUCAAAGGUUAUACCACGACCUCGGCCAUCGGUGGCGCUGACAUGCCCGUCGUCAUUACCGUGCUGAAUGCCUACUCGGGCUUUGCACUCGUGGCUGAGGGAUUGAUGCUCAACAACCCCCUUCUCACCAGUGUUGGCUCCUUGAUCGGUGUCAGUGGUUCCAUUCUUUCGUAUAUCAUGUGUGUAGCCAUGAACCGGUCUCUCACCAACGUCCUCUUCGGUGGUCUUUCCGCACCUGCCCAAACUCAGAAGAAGAUCGAAGGCAAAGUCACCCAGACUACCAUCGAUGAUACUGUAGAGGCUCUCCAGAGCGCGGAGAGCGUCAUCAUCAUCGUUGGUUACGGCAUGGCCGUGGCCAAGGCUCAAUAUGCUCUCGCCGAAAUUGUCUCCAUGCUCCGCGCCCGCGGUGUCAGAGUCCGCUUCGCAAUCCACCCCGUCGCCGGCCGUAUGCCGGGACAGUGCAACGUCCUCUUGGCCGAAGCGUCCGUGCCGUAUGACAUCGUUCUGGAAAUGGACGAGAUCAACGACGACUUCGCCGACACGGACGUCACCCUUGUUAUCGGCGCCAACGAUACCGUUAAUCCCAUUGCAAUGGAACCUGACUCUGCCAUUUCUGGAAUGCCCGUUCUGCACGCGUGGAAGAGCAAGGAAGUGAUUGUCAUGAAGCGGGGCAUGUCAAGUGGAUACGCGGAUGUACCAAACCCCAUGUUCUACAUGCCCGGAACACGGAUGUUAUUCGGGGACGCGAAGACUUCUUGCGAUGCUAUCAAAGCGGCCCUGGAGGCGCGGAAGUAGACGUCGGUUAGGGUUUACACUCCGUGGUCCGACCACGGAGUUCUAUUCUAUUUUCCUUAUUCUUUUUUCCCGUCCAUCACGUACAUUUUCCUUUCUUGGUUAAUGAGGGUAUAUAUCGCUUGGUUUUACUCAUUCUGUGUCUGGUAGCGGUGGCCAAUGCUGUCACCUCCUGAUACCGCAUUAUACCAUGCGUUCACGAUGGCGCGUUUCUAGAUCUCUAGAAUGAGCCGAAGAGCGCUCAAUCUUUAUGGAUUCACCGGACAGAGAUUCGAGAUUAUUCCAUGACAAUCCGAAAAUACCUGGUCGUACGAAUAGAUUCGCCCCCUUUUCUCUAGAUUUGCACCUAUACAAGUGGCCAGAGUAUAGAUCCAGAACGGCUAUGCAUAAUGUAUUCCAAGGUGGGGUAUUUCAUUCGAGGUAUAGUAGCCUAAAUAAAAGAGCCAAUCCCAAUCCUAACACCAUGCACACCAUCUCAUCGCACCAGGGACAACUAAGACACCCAAAUAACAAAACCCGUGAAUCGGCCAAACUCGCACGUAUCCGACAAGCCAAGCAAAGGGGGCACAUCAUCGCAACGGAAAUCAUGCAAUCCUUCUUCGCAAUCCGACACCAAAAUUCAGCCAGGUGAAGUUAGAAGUAAUAACAACCAAAAAUAGGAACCCGGCGAAACCAUGGUUCGGGUCCGCGCCCGAGGUAUCCACCAGAGAGACUCGGACCAAACACUUGAUGGAAGGUUCAAUUAGAUAAACAUUAUCCAGCCCGAUUUUGGGGCACGGGGGUUUCCGGAAUCGAGUUCAGUAUGAGUUGAAGGCAAGACGAGACGUGGAAUGUUAUUCCCGUAUUCGCGUAAAGGAGAAGGAUGCAGUAGGGGGGAAAGAAGAGAAGAUGAACGCCAGGGAACCCGAGGAAACUUGAAUCGGAUGAAAGCCCAGAACAAGUAAUAUAACAAGAAACAAAUCAGAGAACCGCCGAAGAAACUCCAGACAGCAAAGAAUAUGAGACGGUUGGUCAUCCCUCCGAAAAAUAGCCUGAGAGAUAAUACUAAAGCUAUCCAGGGGAGACGCUUCGGUAGACCUUUGGAAAGAACAUUCAAAACGCCAUUGCACAAAACAAAAUAUCCGCCCGUAAAAAAAAAACAUUACCGAAUUAGAUAUACCUCGUACCAAGGGGAAACAAUAAUAGAGUGUAAAUCAAAACGAAAGAAGGAAAUUAGGCCUUUGUGAAGGACUUUUUCCCCAGCUUCAGUCCCAUGAACUUCCGUCCACCGGGUGCAGCACUAUUAUGUCGUGCAUGACGGCGUUGACUCGAUUUCCGCACAAUGUGGGAAUCACCAUUCAUCGCUGUCAGUGGCAAAUGACUCUGACUCCCCGAGGUGGGCAUGGGAGGUAUAGGAGUCUGACCGUUGGAGAUAUCCAUUUCCGAGCGUAGGCUGCUCAUGGAAUGGAUGCUGGAUGUGGCCGAGUGCUUGCGUGUCAUGCGGCGCAUCAUUGGGGAUCUUGGGGAUAGGAUAUUAGAUACGCUGUGCUUUGAACUGGUGUGGCCGCGUUUCGGGGGCUGGGACUGAGACUGGGUUGGGGGCUGGUAGGUGGUCGGUGGGGAGGAGGCGCAGGAAACUGGGCUGCAGGUGCGGGAAAGAAGGGAUCCGACUUCGCUGUAAUGAUCUGGGAUAUAGCCCAAAUCGGACGGGAAGGGGGAGGCUGGGCGGGAUGCAAAGGAGGGCACGCUGCUGUUGCUGUUGCUGCGGAUGGAGGCUGGUCGAUGGCCGGUUUCCGUGGGACGUCGUGGUCGUGCGUUGGGCAUGGCUGGGAAGGACUUCUCAGCGCCGGCGGUGCGUGGUCGUGGGCGAUACAUUGAUUGUGGCCUGAUGCGUGGGGAUGGGGGUAGGAAUGGAACCACUGGGAUCUCAGAAACGCGGUUGAUGGUUGCGCUUUGGAGAGGAGGACGGAGCGUGUCGUCGUCCGUAAUGGGCAUGGCAGGUGUCGUACAUGUAGAUUCAUCUGAGGUAGACUCGGAAGUCUCCGUGUCAUUCGAUGGAUUUUUCGUCUCGGUCAGCCGUGGGACCGCGAGCCCGUUUUCGAAUCUUCCAUCGAAGAUACGGGACUCGCGAUCUCGAGGGUUUGCCCUUGUGCGAGACCGGCUCGGUCGAGAUCUGGCAUUCUUAGAGCGCGAUCCUAGUGAGUUGAUGAACACCAAGGUCGGUCGGGUUGGGGGCUCCAUCAGGGUGAUCUUCUUGGCAAUCUGAAUCUCGGCGUUUUCCACAGAGAAGAUAGACGAUGGCGAUGACGAGCGAGAACGAACGUUGGUCGUGGUCGGGGGAGUGUUAGGGGAGACAUAGAUUGUUGGCUGCAAGAACAGACUCGAUGCCAGCGGAGCAGGACUAUCUGGCGAAGGCAGUUCCAAAACAAUGUCCUCUUCAGGGUCAAAGACGUAUGCAUCUUCCACGAAACUGACGUCGCUGCUUCGCUUCACGGUGUCUAUAGAGACGGGACGUUGCCGCUUCGCUCCACGAUAUGGUGCCAGCAGCUGCUGCUCCCGGUCUGAGUCGGGGUCAUCAUGCGAGUUCUCGUCGGCGCUGAUAUCCGAGUCAAACGUCGCGGCUCGCUGAGAGCCUGUCAAUGGUGGGAUAAAGUCGUGGCCGCCAGCGUCCGAUUCUGAAACAUCUUCUUCAUCUGAUUCAUACCGCUUUUGGAGGCUUUGCCGGCUCAGACGAUGCAGAGACAGAGUGGUGGUAGGCUCGUACAUGAUGGGCGAGGACGUAUGAGAAAGAUCACAAAUCACAGUACGUUUCAUGCAAGAGUCAAACUGUUCCGGACAGGAGUCGUAGGAAGCGAAUGAUUAGAUCAGAUCAGGGAGAAACCAGCCCGCAACGAAGGACGAAAAUAAUGAGGCACAGAAAUGUGACACGGCAAUAUCCUUUAUCAAGGAAAAGUGAUACCCAACAACCAACCUCAGGGAGACGUGCCAGUUUCUUGAACGAAUGCCAGACAAGCCCACGAAUGGAGAGAACUGUAAAGAAGAACCAGUUCCUUCUCCUGUAACAGGGCCAAGGGAAAGGUCUUUAAUAUCAAGUGGACCCGUCCAGGGUUGAGUAGAAUGUUGAACAGGGGAGCCGCCCUCGGUUGCCGUCAAGGUCACCAGGAACAGGAACAGGAACAGGAAGUAUGAAGAAAUAGAAAGAGGUCCCACUCUGUUAAGAAUCCACCCAGCUCGCAAGUGCCAAGUGGGAGAAAGAGAGGGGAAGGGCUUUUUUAGGGCCCAUCAAGAAAGGGACGGUGUGUAAGAAUCCCUGUCCACGUGUGCCAAAGAUGGGUCGGGGGCUUCAAUGUAGUUAGUGUCCUAGCAUUUUGCUUUAGGAGGCUUGGUCUUGUAUUUGGUCUUUUGUGCAGGAGAUUGUCAUUACUGUCCAGCGAAUUUUAUUUUUCCUUUUUUCCCUGUUUUUGGUGGUCGGGCAUUUUUCUUAUUCUUCUUGGUUCGAAGUACAUACGGUAUUGCUGGCAUUGCAUCUGCAGGACCGUGAAGAACGGCCCUGGAUUGGUCGGAGGGGCCCGACUAGUGAAAUCAUCCAAGGGUCGCUAAGCAGUGUGAUUGGGAUGGGACGAGUUGACCCUUGCAUUUGGGACCAGCAGGGACAACAGGG